AUGGGUGGGGUUGGGGGUGAACUUCGUCUUCCACCCCAGAACUUCGCUGCCUCCGCAAUCGCACGCACCAGAAUUGCAGAAGACUCCAGCCUCCGCCUCCUCUGCAGUGACUUCUCUCCUCCCCAGUGUGCCCGAAUCAGGCGAUUGAACAAAAAUGGCAGAACGGAUAUUCCGUUUGGAUCCCUAGUCUUCAAUCACGUCCUCUCGCAGCUCUCUUCCUUUAUUGUUGCACAAAAAUCGCAGUCGCAAGGUAUUGUGCUGGUUGCACUUUCUCGGGGUCCUUUGUACUACGAAGAAUUGUUUAAGAGUAAAGGAAACAAUGUAGCUUUGUCAAAUAAAUGGAUUAGAGUUUUGGAUUGUUGUACGGAUCCACUGGGUUGGAGAAGCAAGCUUAUGGAAAGUGGGAGAAUUGCGAAUCUCACUACUGGAACUUCAACUAGGGCUAAUUUAUACAAAAAUGUGAAAGACUUGGAUAAGUUAUUGUCGGCAAUUAUUGAACUAGGGAAAGAAUUGGUUGUAGAGGGAAAUGGGCGCUUUGCGGUUGCCAUAGACUCGGUAAGCGAAAUGCUAAGGCAUGCAUCCAUCUCUUCAGUUGCUGGACUUCUAAGCAACCUUCGGAGUCAUAGCCAGGUAUCUUGCUUGUUUUGGCUAUUACAUUCUGACAUUCAUGAGACCAAGGCGAUUGCUGCUCUUGAGUACAUAUCCUCCAUGCAGGCCAGUGCAGAACCAAUAACUCGGCCAGUAAAUGGACAGCGAGGCAACUCUGAGAAACUUCCUUUACUGGAACAAAACCUUAGAGGAGGAAAGAUCCACGUACGCUUCAAACGCAGAAACGGACGAGUGAGACUGAUGUCUGAAGAGUUUUGUAUUGAGCAAUCGGGCAUAAAAUUCACUCCCGUUUCUUCUGAAGCUGAAAUUAUUGCCCAAAGCCUUGUACCUAAGGUUCAGUUCAAUCUAGAGUUGUCGGAAAAGGAGCGAAAUGACAGGGCAAAAGUUGUACUUCCGUUUGAGCACCAGGGAAAUGGUAAAAGCAUUCAAAUCUAUGAUGGUCGAAAGUCUCUCAACGAGGACAGAGCUGAAAUGCAAGAUACUUCUACAGAGAAAGUGCAGACAGUUGAGGAUUCUGGGAGGGGCGAGAUUAUAUAUUUUCGUGAUUCAGAUGACGAGAUGCCAGAUUCAGAUGAGGACCCUGACGAUGAUUUGGACAUAUAA
This is a messenger RNA of Fraxinus pennsylvanica, 1212 nucleotides long. The record is from the annotation of a GenBank genome assembly. NCBI's taxonomy places the organism in Eukaryota, Viridiplantae, Streptophyta, Magnoliopsida, Lamiales, Oleaceae.